AUGCCACCACUGAUAUUGCCCAUGGACAUAACAGUUCUUCCUUCAGAUGUACUUUCAUUAUAUGACGAACCUUUUUAUGAUUUAGUUAAGAAAUUAGCUGGUCCAAUAGAAGCAAAAUUACUUGAAAUUCAAGGAAUUCGUAGUGCUUAUUCAUUAAUUAAUACUGAAGAUAUUUUUGAUAUAUUGAAUAAUUUACGAUAUUUAACUCAAUUACUUACUGUUAAAAAUGAAGAACAUUUAAAAAUGAUUGCAACUCGAUUGAAGUCAAAAAAUAAGUCUAAUGAUGAUUCUAUUAAUGAUAUAUCUCAAUCUCAAACAACAGCACAAGUUCUUCUGAUAUCUUCACAAUUAGAACAAACUACAACAAAAACAACAACAUGUUAG
Rotaria sp. Silwood2 is the source of this 384-nucleotide messenger RNA. The record is from the annotation of a GenBank genome assembly. NCBI's taxonomy places the organism in Eukaryota, Metazoa, Rotifera, Eurotatoria, Philodinida, Philodinidae.